AUGAUAGCAGCUCUGCAGACCAGCCCCCAGUACACUGACUACAGCGGCGACUACUCUGCGGAGGACGAUGGCGGCCUGCCCGAGAGGUGUGACCCCGAGGAGGAGGAGGUGGCGGCCAUCAGGGCCUUCCAGUCCCUCAUGUUCUGCCUCAUCUUCCUGACGGGCGUGGCAGGGAACGCCCUGGUCAUCACCACCUUCGGCCUGUACCGCCGCCGCCACCUGCGCUCCAUGACCGACGUCUUCCUGGUGCACCUGGCGCUGGCCGACUUCCUGCUGCUGCUCACCCUGCCCUUGCAAGGCGUGGACACCUACCAGGGCUGGGUGUUCUCCGAGCUGCUGUGCAAGGCCACGCGCGCCAGCUACGCCCUCAACACCUACAGCGGCCUGCUGCUGCUGGCCUGCAUCAGCGUGGACCGCCUGGUCAUGGUGGCCUGGCCGCAGGGGGUGCUGCGGCUGCGCGUCCGGCUGCUGGCCGCCGGCAAGCUGACGUCCCUCGCCGUUUGGCUGGCGGCCCUCCUGCUGACCACGCCGGAGCUCUGCUACGCCGGCGUGUCGCAGGAAGGCGGCUACAACCACUGUGUGAUGAGGGAGAGCUCGAUGGUCAGACACGUCACCUCCGUGGCGCUCAUCGUCGUGUUCGGCCUGUCGUCCGUCAUCAUGGUGACGUGCUACUCCUGCGUGGGCAGGAUGCUGAGGGCGGGGCCCGGUGAGAAGGGGUUGAGAAAGCGGAGGGGUAGCCGACGGCAACAGCGGACCCUGAAGCUGAUGGUGACGCUGGUGGCGGUGUUCCUGCUCUUCCAGCUGCCCCACACUGUGGUGCAAUGGCACAAGAUGGCGGCGGUGGCGUUCUGCGGUGUGGUUCUGGAGUAUGUGACGUGCACGUUGGCGUACAGCCGCUGCUGCCUCAACCCCAUCCUCUACGCCCUCAUGGGCUCACGCUUCCGCAGCGACCUGCGCAAGCUGGCGGAUGCGACGGCCUGCCGCAGGCACCGCCUCCGCCCCCAACGCCCCCCAGUGGUCCAAACAGCGAACAGCUGCUCAAUGUCCUCUCCUUCUUAUUCUUCCUAUCCCUGCCCCCCACCACUCUCCCCCACUUCUCCUCCGGCCCGACUCUUCACUCCCUUAGGUGGAGAUGUGCCAAUGGAUUCCCAGGAAUGAGGACGGCCCUCCAAAGCCUUUCCCUUGGAAGACCUUCCGAUAUUCCGACCGCAUCAGAGUUUGGAUUGUAGGAUCACGUAUUGCCCUCGUU
This is a messenger RNA of Gadus macrocephalus (Pacific cod), 1249 nucleotides long. RefSeq names its product chemokine (C-C motif) receptor 10 (gene ccr10). Gene Ontology annotation, cellular component: membrane. Gene Ontology annotation, biological process: G protein-coupled receptor signaling pathway; immune response. Gene Ontology annotation, molecular function: G protein-coupled receptor activity. The record is from RefSeq and is a predicted model, not a curated record. The coding region runs from base 1 to 1158 and encodes 385 amino acids. The transcript has 2 exons. NCBI's taxonomy places the organism in Eukaryota, Metazoa, Chordata, Actinopteri, Gadiformes, Gadidae.